Messenger RNA from Orycteropus afer afer, 1106 nucleotides. It is a transcript of the gene PON1, whose product is annotated as paraoxonase 1. The record is from RefSeq and is a predicted model, not a curated record. Lineage: Eukaryota; Metazoa; Chordata; Mammalia; Tubulidentata; Orycteropodidae. Gene Ontology annotation, cellular component: extracellular region. Gene Ontology annotation, molecular function: aryldialkylphosphatase activity; arylesterase activity.
CAAGGCCAUGGCGAAGCUGUUGGUGCUCACUGUCCUGGGGCUGGGCCUGGGCCUCAUCAGGGAUUACCGGUCUUCUUACCGAACACGACUUAAUGCUGCUCGAGAAGUGAUACCAGUGGAACUUCUGAACUGUCAUUUAGUUAAAGGAAUAGACACUGGUUCUGAAGACUUGGAGAUACUUCCUAAUGGACUGACUUUCAUUAGCUCCGGAUUGAAAUAUCCUGGAAUAAAGAGCUUUGAACUCAACAAACCAGGAAAAAUCCUUCUGAUGGACCUGAAUGAGGAAGACCCAGCAGCGUUGGACUUGAAGAUCACUGGAAGUAACUUUGAUUUGACUUCAUUUAACCCUCAUGGGAUCAGCACAUUCACAGAUGAAGAUAAUACUGUGUACCUGCUGGUGGUGAACCAUCCAGAUUUUAAGUCCACAGUGGAAUUGUUUAAAUUUCAAAAAGAAGAAAAAUCACUUUUGCAUCUGAAAACCAUCAAACACGAACUUCUGCCUAAUUUGAAUGAUCUUGUUGCCAUGGGACCGGAGCAGUUCUAUGCCACAAAUGAUCACUAUUUUGCUGACUCCUACUUACGAUCCUGGGAGAUGUAUUUGGGUUUAGCAUGGUCAUAUGUUGUUUACUACAGUCCAAAUGACGUUCGUGUUGUGGCAGACAGAUUUGAUUUUGCUAAUGGAAUCAACAUUUCACCUGAUGGCAAGUAUGUCUAUAUAUCUGAAUUGCUGGCUCAUAAGAUUCAUGUGUAUGAGAAGCACGCUAAUUGGACUUUAACUCCAUUGAAGUGGCUGACCUUUAACACACUGGUGGAUAACUUAUCAGUGGACCCGGUGACAGGGGACGUUUGGGUUGGAUGUCACCCCAAUGGCAUGAAAAUCUUCUUCUAUGAUGCGGAGGAUCCUCCUGCAUCAGAGGUGAUCCAAAUCCAGAACAUUUUAACAGAUGAACCCAAAGUAACACAGGUUUAUGCAGACAAUGGCACAGUAUUGCAAGGAAGUACAGUUGCCUCUGUGUACAAAGGGAAACUGCUGAUUGGCACUGUGUUCCAUAAAGCUCUUUACUGUGAGCUGUAACAGGCCUCUCUGCAUCUGUGCCAUGGAAACU